Messenger RNA from Ostrinia nubilalis (European corn borer), 1278 nucleotides. RefSeq lists its product as uncharacterized. The record is from RefSeq and is a predicted model, not a curated record. Lineage: Eukaryota; Metazoa; Arthropoda; Insecta; Lepidoptera; Crambidae. Bases 226 to 813 code for a protein of 195 amino acids. The transcript has 4 exons.
AAACCUUGGCGAUUGUUGCAACACUCUCAGUACGACUCUAGUCGCUUUGCCGCUUGGAUCAGGCGCGUCGUCGACGCCGUCCACGGAGAGGGCGAGAGAGGCAAACUCGAACACAGCUGACGGAGGGACUACCAGACAUGUGGACCGAGUGAAUGCAGUGUUGUGACGUAACAGUGAGCAACUUAUCAGACAACAAUAACCGUGGAGGUGGUAGCAGAAUAAACAAUGGAUACCAAAAGCACGAUCUCAUCACACGAGUGGCACAUACCGCGGCCAUCGCUAUCCGGCAGCACCACUAGUGGCAGCAUUAGUGACUCUCGCUCACGAGGAGGGUCUGCAUCCAGCCAAGGAUCUUCUAGCAACCAUAGCACGCAUAGCGUAUCCUCGGGCUCGUUUUUGCUGAACGCGGCUCAUUUAGCGCGCAUGCAUGGCAGAAAUUCGGCGCAAGAGGACUACGGUUACCAUUCCAAGUUGGGCAGCUACGGUCGGAAGACUGGUAUUUCCGAGGCUGUGGUCGCGAUACCCGAAGAGACUCGGGAUUCUGCUGACACUUUUUGGAAUGGUGUGAAACGAGGCUCCGCGACUGGCCAGGAUGCUGUCUCAGUGGCUAGCUCCACCCACUUCACGGUGGUGAACGGAUUCACGAAGCAACGACAAGGCAAAGAGCCGAAAUCAUGCUGCUGCGAUCAUUCCCAUCAAGUCACCGUACUCGUCAUAUCGAUGACUAUCUUAUUUUCGGCCUGCAUCUUAGCGGCUAUAUGUUUUGUCGAGAUGCGAAUGCGCAAGGAGACGGGAAUGUAUAAAUAUUCCUAAGCAGCAACGAAGACGCGCGAAAAGUAUUAGUUAAAUGAUUUAUAUUUAUUUUUAAAUAGUAUAAACUAGAAUUAUGUAAACAAAGUAAUUUUAAUUUAUUUUAUACAUAACUGUUUGUAAUAAAUACAUAGGCUUAGUUCAUGGCAUAGAAAAUUUGUAGUUUAAGGAUAAACAUAGAUAAAUAGAAUAACAAAAUUAGUGCAAUAACAUAAACAUUCCCAGAUGUCUAUUUUCUGAGUAAUUAUGUAUCAUAUCAAGUAAAAUGUUUAAGCGAUUGUAUUUAUUUUCUAUUAUUUUUGAAACAUAUUUUCUUUUUAUAUUGUUAUUGGAGUUGUACUGUACAUGUUACUUUUUGUAAUAAAUUACAUUGUUGCUUGUUUUUGUCCGACUGUAAAAAAGAGGGCGAUGUUUUUUAAGACAUUUAUUUGGUUAUGGCCUAUCCAUAAAUUAAAGGCCGAUUGAUCG